This is a messenger RNA of Ilex paraguariensis (yerba mate), 279 nucleotides long. NCBI's taxonomy places the organism in Eukaryota, Viridiplantae, Streptophyta, Magnoliopsida, Aquifoliales, Aquifoliaceae. The record is from the annotation of a GenBank genome assembly.
AUGGAAGUAGCUACAAGACUUCAAAUUUCGCCUGCAAGUGCCACACCUCCUAAUUGUGAUCCAAUUCCAUACCAUCAACAAGAAGACCAGCUCCAUUUCUUGCAAGGCCGGCACUAUGGGCUGCAAGGCGAGAUCAUGGCGUCCGCUGUCAUCCUCAUUUUUGCGAUUUUCCUUCUCCUUCUCAUUGUUUUAAUCUGUCUCAGGCGAAGGAAUCAAGCGAGAGAGAUGACUUACAAUUACAGUGUUGACCAAGGAAAUGAGAUAAGGGACUCUCAUUGA